Messenger RNA from Mytilus californianus (California mussel), 536 nucleotides. Its product is annotated as 40S ribosomal protein S25-like. Bases 63 to 518 code for a protein of 151 amino acids. The transcript has 4 exons. The record is from RefSeq and is a predicted model, not a curated record. Gene Ontology annotation, molecular function: structural constituent of ribosome. NCBI's taxonomy places the organism in Eukaryota, Metazoa, Mollusca, Bivalvia, Mytilida, Mytilidae. Gene Ontology annotation, cellular component: cytosolic small ribosomal subunit.
UCUUCCCGUUGCAUUGUGGGAAAAAGAAAAUAUUGGCCUCUUUUCCGAAACUCUCAACAAGCAUGGGAGCUAAAAAACCAGACCCUAAAGGAGGGUCCAAAGGGGGCUCAAAACAGCCAGCUAAAAAGAAGGAAGGUGGUGGAAAGGCCAAGAAGAAGAAGUGGUCCAAGGGAAAAGUCCGUGACAAGUUGAACAAUUUGGUAUUAUUUGACAAGGUAACACUUGAAAAAUUUAGGAAAGAAGUACCUAGCUACAAACUGAUCACACCAUCAGUAGUGUCAGAAAGACUGAAAAUCAGAGGUUCCCUAGCCAAGAAAGGAUUGUUAGAUCUACACAAGGAAGGAAAAAUUCGCCUGGUUUCCAAGCACCACUCCCAAUGGAUCUUUACCAGAUCCACCAAAGAAGAGGAGGCUGAGGAAGCUGCUCAGUCAGCAGCAGAAGCUAAAGAUGCUGAAAAAGCAGAAAAAGCUGAAAAGGGUGAAAAGGGUGGAAAAGGAAAGAAAAAAGCAGAAAAAUAAAAACUUGAUAGCUCCUAA